AUGCCACGUAAGCUACGUAAGAAUAUACGUAAGAGGAAGGGAGCAUUGAAACAUCCAAUAGUAAAACUGACACCACAACAACAGUUGCAACAACAAAUGAUGAAUGACCCCACUAUGUUGCAACAAAUGUCAAGCAACCCUAUGCUUUUAAACCGAGUUAUUGGUGCACAGAGUGGAGGUUUAAGAGCGGCACUUUUAGCGAAAAUGGCAGGCUAUGGUGGAGCUGCAGACGGAACAGCUUAUAACCCUCAAAGUCAAAUGAAUUUGAGUUCACUCAAAAAUCAAAUAACAGAUGUCAAAAAGUCAAACAUAGACAUACAGAAACAAAUAAGUGAAAACGAAAAGAAACUAGAAUAUGACAGACACACAAAGAAACUCAAUGAGUUAAACGUAGAGAAAAAGAAGAAAGAAGAACAACUGAAAGAACUAAGUACAGAGGAAUAUGCGAAAAAAGUGUCAGAAAAAGCAGCAGAAGUAGCAAAAAUGGAACAAGAUGUUAUAAAUUUGAAAAACCAUACUACUCAAUAUAAAGUACUGAAAGAUGAAGAGAUAAAACAAAAAGCCCUGAAGACAUAUAUGGAUAGCGAUGAGUAUAAAAAAGAAGUUGAAGCAAAUGUAAAGGCAGAAAAACUUUUACAGUUGCAAAACCAAACCGUACAGUAUGAAAACUUAGCACAAGAAAGUAAAAAUAACGACGCAGCCAUGCAAAAGGCAAUGAAAAGCGCAGAUAUUAUAAAAGCUAAUAAUGACUGGUUAGAUGCCCAAGCCAACGCUAAAGCAGCCCAACUUAUAGGGUCAAUAAGGACAAAAAUACAAGCGGAUGCAGACAGUUCAAAUGAAGCUUUAAUGAAUGCUGACUUUAAGAAUGCCUUCGAAGCUCUUCAUAGUAAGGUGAAACUAGUGAACGACUUCUCAUCUGGAAAGAAACUGAAGUCUGAAGGUUUCGACAAAGAGUUAAGAGAAGUAGCACAAAAUAUGACGAAAAUAACAGAUGCAGCAACGAGACAGGCAGUUCAAAGUGCCUAUGACGCCGUUAGAGCAACUGUUGUGGAAAGUCAAGAAAAAGAGUUACAACAGACCAAAACAGACCUAGUAAAUGCUUUCUUAAAAACGAAAAGUCAGGUAGGACAUUAUGCUGCAGAUGGAACAUAUGUGCCAGCUGGUGGAACUUAUAUACCACCAAACCCUCCAAGAGAAGCACCUGCACCAGGACUACCUAAAACAUUUACAUCGUCACAUGGACACAGACACAGGCAUGCACCACAACAACAACCAACAGUUCAAAAUCCAGCACCACAACAACAACCAACACAACAACCAACAGUUCAAAAUCCAGCACAGCAACCAACAGUUCAAAAUCCAGCACAGCAACCAACAGUUCAAAAUCCAGCACAGCAACCAACAGUUCAAAAUCCAGCACAGCAACCAACAGUUCAAAAUCCAGCACAACAACCAACAGUUCAAAAUCCAGCACAACAACCAACAGUUCAAAAUCCAGCACAACAACCACAAACAGAGCAAAGACAUAAAAGAAGUAGAGAAAAAGGAAACCAAGAAUUCUUAAAAAUGCUUAAGGAAGAUUAUGGUUACCCAGAUACUCUUGACUUUAGUGACAGAUAUAAAAAAGCUAUUAGAAAGUUCAAGGAAGGAAAUACUGACCCGAACCUAUUUAGCUUUAUGGUUCAGCAUCAAAUCGGAUAUAAUCUCAAACCUUGA
Molecule: messenger RNA, 1716 nt
Organism: Trichomonas vaginalis G3
Lineage: Eukaryota; Parabasalia; Trichomonadida; Trichomonadidae
Product: protein of unknown function, DUF4106 family
Exons: 1
Coding region: 1-1716 (571 amino acids)
Source: RefSeq, a predicted model, not a curated record